This is a messenger RNA of Rhagoletis zephyria (snowberry fruit fly), 473 nucleotides long. Its product is annotated as triple functional domain protein-like. Gene Ontology annotation, molecular function: protein binding. Lineage: Eukaryota; Metazoa; Arthropoda; Insecta; Diptera; Tephritidae. The record is from RefSeq and is a predicted model, not a curated record.
AUGUCUUUGCUGGUCGCCUCUUGCUGCCUGCUAGCAGGAGCACAAGACGUGUUAACUGGCCAUGUCUGCAAAACGGCACAACGUGCCAUUAUCCUUUUUUUGCCUUAUUUCUUAUUUCUAUUUUUCUUUUUCCCAUUGCAGAUUGGUAGCCACGAGGGCACUUGGGUGGUCGCUGAUUACAUUGCAACACCCGGCUCCAAUGAGUUGAGUGUAACUAAGGGGCAACAAGUUGAGGUUGUGGAAGCACCCUCAGCCGCCGAGCCAGAUUUCUGUUUAGUACGCCUAAAUCCACAAAGUGACGAUGCAGCCGUACAGGAAGGACUGGUGCCUGUUUCAAUACUUAAACCAUCGCCAAGCGCACAGAAGAACAGUUCGGCGCGCAAGGAAACAAACGAUGCGAUGCAGGAGCAAAGUAACAAUCGCGGCAAACCGGAUCCGUUGACUUCAUCAACAAAGCGACGUGGCUUUAGCGG